UCUAGCCUCUGUAACAGGCACAGCUAUUAGCAGAAAGACUUUCAAACCCUCUGCGGUCAUGUUAGCUCUGACUGAAGUUAUCUACUUUUUGUUCAGCAAACGUUUAUUAGCUGCAUGCCACACGCUUAACUGGCGUCAAUGUAGGGAGAAAGCACUGAACUCCCUUGGAGGUCUUCAGUCCCAAAUUUAUUCGCAAGCCAUCCAGGUUUAGAAGUUGUGUGCGCAACACUCGGUAUCUUUCUCUACCCGACUGCGCGGCUUUUCUGAGCGUUACGGCGCCCUCCUCCUGCCCCCAGCGCGGCGCAGGCGGGGACCCACCGGUUUCGCUCCGCGUUCUCAGCGGAGAAGGGAGGACCCUAGGGAACUGGACCUCCGCGUCUGGUAGCCCAGCCCUGUUUUGGCUUGGGCCCACAUGGAGGGGACUGCGGAGUCCCAGACGCCUGACUUGCGAGACGUGGAGGGCAAGGUGGGCAGGAAGACCCCCGAAGGGCUGCUCCGCGGGCUUCGAGGCGAGUGGGAGCUGGGAACCUCUGGGGACCUGCUGCUCCCGGCGGCACCCAGCACCGGCCACGGCUUGGGGGACAAGAUCAUGGCGCUGAGGAUGGAGCUGGCUUGCCUUCGAGCCAUUGAUGUGAAGAUCCUGCAGCAGCUGGUGACCUUGAACGAGGGUAUCGAGGCAGUUCGUUGGCUGUUGGAGGAGCGGGGGACACUGACCAGCCACUGCAGCAGUCUCACCAGCAGCCAGUAUAGCCUGACAGGUGGAAGCCCAGGUCGCUCAAGGCGGAGCAGUUGGGACAGCUUGCCAGAUACCAGUUCAACUGACCGGCUGGACAGUGUCUCUAUUGGCAGUUUCUUGGACACCGUGGCCCCUAGAGAGCUGGAUGAACAAGGACCCCCUGGGCCUUCCUGUCCUGAGAUUGACUGGGCAAAGGUUAUACCCAGUGAAGACAGGGCCCGGACUGAGGUGGACAUGACAUCCACUAAGCUUGGGAGCUUAACAACUACAUGGACGCUCCCAGGGGACAGGCUUCAAGGUGGACCACCUGAGAUAUCAGAGGAUGACAAUGCUAAGCAGGGCUUUGAGGCUCACUGGUACUGGGGACAGUGCCAAGAUGAUGUGACCUUCUUGUAAAAACUUUUCCUAUUUGUGCUUUGUGGCUCUUUCGACUUGUGGCCCGAGUCUCCCACAAUUUUCCCUCAACCUCCAACUAGACAGAAGCUAUACUGAAAUCACUUACCACAGAAGCCUAGCUGGCUUCUCCUUCUGGUCCCUGGAGAGCCUCUGCAUUUAUCCCUCAAUUAUUGGGUCCCUAGAGUUAUUUCCAUAGAGAUAUUGGCUUUAGAGACCUAGCCUGUGGCUCCUGAUGUAAGGGUAUCUCCAUGCCCCUCCCCAGUAAGGUGAAGUUUUAUGAAACUUAGGGCCUCUUGGGCAUCACUGAAGAGAUGGGGGAAAUAAUCAACUUAUCCAAAGCCUAGGAGCCGGGGAUGCCUCUUACAAAAAAUGGAGAACUGAGGAGGAGCAUUCAGGGCCAAACCUCCAUGGAUUGGCCCCCCUAGAUGCCUUUUGAGUUGGGAGACCAACCCUAUCCUGCCUGCUGAGUGAUGUCACUUCCUCUCCUGAUACAUGAAGACUGCUUCCUCUAUAGCAGUCUCGUUGGAAUGGAGGGUAUCCUAGUCCCUGUUGUCCUGCCAUUGUCUCUAAAGAGAGGGAAUGCAUCUCUAUUCCUGCAGAUAUCUAUGCUGUUUUUCUCAAGUUCUUAAUUUUCAAACAUGGUGUUUCAUUUUGUCCUCAAGGAUCUCACUUCUGUGGCUACAUACCUGUUCAGUGCUGCAAUGAUACUCUUACUGAGUGAGAACCUCAGAGGCCUCCACCUCAGCUCUCAGAUAUUCUUGGCCCACUUACUGCAGACCCCUGUAACCCCUGUCCUGCCCUGUCCGUGUUUCCUGCUCCAGAUCGAUCUGUCUGCCAGGAAUUCAGCUCGAGUGUCUUCACAGCUCAGUUUGCUCUUUUGGUCUCUGUAUUUUUAUGUGCCCCUCAUCCCACUGUUUGGAAAUUAGGAAAGUGAGUUCUCGGGGCUCUGGGGGCACUCUCAGAUGGGGGGACGAUCUUGUCUCUGACUCUGUGCUCACUCUUCCCUUGUUCUGGCCAUUCUUCCACCAUUUGGUCAUAAGGAUGCCUUCCUGAAGUUGAGACACAAGGAAGCCCAUUGUCUGAGCUCCAUUGUGGAACUGUGGCAGGAAAAGACAGAGGCCCUGUGGUCCCUGGGCCUCAUCAGGGGAAAGAGACUGGAAGCCCUGUAGGGAACUUGAAGGGUAAUUGGAAUUGACUCUAGAGUUGGAUUCCAAGGCCCUAGCUAAUUUCACCAGAGAAGAAAUUCAGGGAAAUUGCCAUACUGGGGCUCAGAGAAGGGGCAGGCCCAGAGAAGGGGGCAACAAAGGCUGUGAUUAAUAAAUAAAUAAGCUGGGCACUCAGGAGGCAUAGAGAGGCAGGUGCAUCUCUAUGAGUUCCAGACCAGCCAAGACUAUAUACAUAGUGAGACCCAGGCUCAAAAACAAAGAGCUGGCUGGUGGUGGCUCAAGCCUUUAAUCCCAGCAGACACAGGUGGAUCUCUGUAAUUCAAGGCCAGGCUGGUCUACAGAUCAAGUUCCAGGACAGCCAAGGCAACACAGAAAAACCCUGUCUCCAAAACCCAAAACCCAAACCAACAAAACAAAAACAAAGAAACUAGAGUGACUUCUUGGAGGUUAACCCUUUGAGUCCCAGGUAACUGCCCUGUCUUUCCAGGGUCCUGAAAUUGGAUUACUGGAGGGGAAAAGGGUAAUCUUUGUUCAGAGUACCCUACUGAGUUGGAGGAGUCUUCUCCCAAAACAGUCAUUUUCUGCUUUUCAGAAAUUCCAUGCUGGGGAAGGGAAGGUAACCAAAUUGAUUUUGUCUACUCUGGUCUCCCCAGUCCCAACGCCUCACUAGUUUUGCAACCACCAAACCCUACAGCAGUUCAGUCCCUGCUCUCCUAUAGACGAUCCUCUUCUUCCCUGCAGUCAAAGCGAUGCUAUUUUUACAGCGACCUCAGGCCUCUCCUUACUGUGCCCCAUAGUUCUGGGACUCCUGCUCUCUUUUCCUCAGAUCGGAAUUUCGGAUGCCCUGUCACAGUCCACAUUCUGAGCCAUCUAUAGUGUUCCUUGAACAGCCAACCACCUUUCCUCUUUGAAGCUGCUGCAUUCCUUUUCUGAGUUACAGUUCAUCUGCUAUAAACUUAGGAGCUGAAGAGGUUGCCUGCCUCCUUGUGGCCAGUAUGCAACAUUGCUGGAGUUGUUGGGUGAAAUCUCCGUUUAAACUGAUUCAAUCUAGCCUUUGAGACCAGCUUCCUCAUCCCACAGAGGGUUAGGCGGAGAGAUGGCAUAGAUUUGCCCAGUUCUGCCUGUUGUAAACUGUAGCACUGGGCAUGUCAGAGAACCUACUGCCUCCUGCAAGCCCACAGCUCCAUCGCUGUUCAUACUGCUCAGUCAACACCCCAGUGCCCAAAGGAAGAUUUGAGACCUAACUGAUUAUGGUGCCACACGUCUGGCCUGUAAUCCCAGCACUUGACAUGUGGAUACAGAUUAGGAGUUCAGCUACACAGCUGGCCUGGAGGAACAUGUGGACAAUCCUGCCUCGGCUUCGUGAGUGCUGGAUCACAAGUGUGAGCCACCACACUUUGCUUUGGGCAUCCUGUCUUGUCACCUUUAGACUCCAUUUCAUCAUCUGAGGAGUCUGCAGGUCCUUCCUGCAUGCCUCUAGGCUGCUUGGAUGAGGCUUGGAUGUCCUGUUAGCAUGGGCUUUUACGGUAUAGAUAGGAGCUGUUUGGGAGCUCGGGGAAGUGGGGAGAGGUAAGAGAUGCAGAGAGACAAGAAUGAGAUGGGGCAGGGUGAAAGCCUGAGCAGGGGAAAGCACACUGCUCUCCGAGGAAGCUGGGGCCAUCCUCAGAACCCAUAAUGCAAAGAUGGCAGCUGGGGAAACACCCAGGAGCCUGAAUCCAUCUGUCCAGGGGACAUGAGAUCAUGGGAGAGGUCAGGUGUUAGGUAUUUGGAGGGAACUGGGAGUGGUGGUAGUGGUAGUGAGGCUGAACCAUAGGUUGAAUGGAAGUUGAGUGGCAGUUUCAGUUAGAAAUAUUUGGGGUUACAGUGAACACAAAGUCAUUGUGGGUAUGGUGCCAGGUACAUGCUGAGUAUUCAAUUACACACAUUCAAAGAAUAAUGAAUGGGUACGUAUAAGCCCUCAAGGAAAUGUAAUGUAUGAAAAGAAAAUUAACCUGGUUUAUACAUUAAGCAUUUAAAAACAUUGUUUCUUAAUCCUAUAAACAGCCCAUUGUUACCAACAUAUUGUUGGAUAGAAAUUUGCUAAUUUCAGAUAGGUAACAUAUAAAUUAUUGUUGCAGAUGAUGAAAGUCAAGGUGAUUGUAAGGCCUUCCUAGAAAUCCAUAGCUCCUCCUCCACCCCCUCAGUCACUCUUUUCUUACUCUUCUAGGAGAUCAGGCAGUAUAUUGGUUUGCUGUUGCUGAUGUAAUGGAUUACCACAAACUCUAGUUAGGCUGGGCAUGCUGGCACAUGCUGGCAGGUCUAGCUCUCAGGGUGCUGGGGCGGGCCGGUUGCAAGUUUGAGGCCAAUUUAAGAAAAGGAAUCAGACUUGGGUGAAAACCCUUAGACUUUUUAAGAUCUGUGGUCUUGUGACCAAGAUGCAGGGUUUCUGUAGGCCGAAUCCCUGACAGUUUCUCCUUUACAGUACUUCUGUGUGUUCCUGUUUCUCCAGGCAGAGGUAAUUAUACUCCCAGGAGACUAACCCAGGCUCUCCCUGGGAAACACACACACACACACACACACACACACACACACGUCUCCUUUUUACAUUUUUUUAUUCCUUAGUGUUUAAUUAUUGUUGAUACUAGACCCAUUUCUUUCUCUUUUUUUAGUUCCUGAUGACUAGUCUCAAUCUUCUCUUGGACAUAGGUGUAUACUCAAAUGUGUAAAUGUGUCAAUAUAUGUUUGGAAAAGUAUCUUUAAAUAUAUAUGUGUAUAUAUGUGCUUAUGCAUGUGUAUAUGUAUGAUUCUGGGCUUUUACAUGUGUUAAUAUAUACAUAUGGUAUACUUUGGUAUAAACUGACUUCUAUAAUGACUUACUCUCAUAACACAACACAAGACUUAUUUUUCACUAGUCCCACAGAGCACAGAUAUUCCUAGUUGGACAGCUCUUCCCUGGGCUCUUCUCUCUGCCCAGGUCAGGCUCCACACUCCUCCCAGUUUCAGAUGAUGAUAUCCUGAUUCCUGCACCAUGAAUUUUCCCACCAACAUUUUACCAAGUUGUUUUACCAUCCACCAAUAACUCUUUCAUUUCACUGGGAUUACAAAACUGUCAUUUCCUGACACUAUUAGUACAUUUUUAUUUAUGAGCUCCAGUUCUGUACCAAAAAAAAAAUCAUACAUCAGGACCAUUUAGUUACUCUGAAAUAAAGUUCAUACCAGAAUGAUAA
Messenger RNA from Mesocricetus auratus (golden hamster), 5504 nucleotides. It is a transcript of the gene Lurap1, whose product is annotated as leucine rich adaptor protein 1. The record is from RefSeq and is a predicted model, not a curated record. Gene Ontology annotation, biological process: positive regulation of canonical NF-kappaB signal transduction; positive regulation of cytokine production. NCBI's taxonomy places the organism in Eukaryota, Metazoa, Chordata, Mammalia, Rodentia, Cricetidae. Bases 413 to 1132 code for a protein of 239 amino acids. The transcript is spliced from 2 exons.